AUGAAAAAUGCAAUUGCAAGGGUAUUUCCAGGAACCCGACAUAGAUUGUGUUUAUGGCACAUUUUGAAAAAGCUUCCAGAAAAGUUUGGUGCACAUUCACAAUUUGAUGGCAUUAAGAGUACCUUACGAAAAUGCGUGUAUGAUUCUCAAACACAUGGUGAGUUUGAGGAAAGCUGGAAAACUCUACUUGUGACUUAUAAUCUUGAGGAUAAUGAUUGGUUGCGUGGGUUAUACAAUGAGAGGGCUUCUUGGAUACCAGCAUAUUUGAAAGGGGUGUUUUGGGCUGGAAUGACUACUACACAACGGAGUGAAAGUAUGAACGCUUUUUUUGAUGGAUAUGUGCACCCGACCACCACAUUGAAACAAUUUGUUGACCAGUAUGAUGGUGCUUUGCGUAAGAAGGUUGAGAAUGAGAGGAUUGCUGAUUUUAAUUCUUUUAAUACUACAAUUCAAUGUGUAGCAGUUACUGAUGCUUACAUGAAACAUGUUAAAUUUUGUGUUUGCUACAAUGGCGAUGAAUGUGAAUUAAAAUGCAGUUGUGGCCGGUUUGAAACUAGAGGGAUCUUGUGCAGACAUGUCUUUUCUGUACUUAGCGCAUGUAAUAUUACAUCGUUGCCACAAAAAUAUUUUCUUGAUCGUUGGAGGAAUGACUUGAAGCGAAGGUAUACUUUCAUUCAAAGUAGCUACGAUUCUUUGGGUGCCAACCCUAUUGCUCAAAAGUAUGAUGACUUAUGCAAAGAUAUGCAUAAAUUGGCAGCGCUUGCCGUAACAAAUGUGGACAACUACAUGGAAGCGACAAAAUAUGUUCAUAUGUUAAUGGACAAAUUUAGUGGUUCAAGCUACGAACCUAGUCCACCCUCCCAAGCACUUGUAGGUGCAUCUUCUACAUGUAAUAAAUCCAUGGAUGGCGUGGAAAAUAAUAAGGUACGUAGUCCCCUCGCGGUUCGUGGUAAAGGUAAACCAUCAUCAAAAAGGAAGAUGUCUCCGGUAGAAGAGGUGGUGGUGAAGAAGUAA
Corylus avellana is the source of this 1014-nucleotide messenger RNA. The record is from RefSeq and is a predicted model, not a curated record. Lineage: Eukaryota; Viridiplantae; Streptophyta; Magnoliopsida; Fagales; Betulaceae.